Messenger RNA from Lingula anatina, 3041 nucleotides. Its product is annotated as glutamate receptor ionotropic, NMDA 2B-like. Gene Ontology annotation, molecular function: ligand-gated monoatomic ion channel activity; signaling receptor activity. Gene Ontology annotation, cellular component: membrane. Gene Ontology annotation, biological process: monoatomic ion transport. NCBI's taxonomy places the organism in Eukaryota, Metazoa, Brachiopoda, Lingulata, Lingulida, Lingulidae. The record is from RefSeq and is a predicted model, not a curated record.
AUGGGCAAGUCCUUGACAUUUGAGCAGUCUGUGAUGGAAACCCUAGAUCUGACAAAGAACUACAAAUGCAAGAACCCCAUCUGUGAGACACAGCGAUGGAAGGUUCAACAUGAGCUUGAUCUGGCCCUCCUCAAGAUAGAAAGGUUGCACAUGAGACUGAGAACACAUGGCUUUGAGAUUCAAGAAAAAGCAGUGUGGAGGGAUAACAGGCCAAAGGCCAUCACUUUCAGGGAAGAACCAGAUGUAUGCAAUAUGCCAAGAAAAAGGAAAAAUUUCAAACAACAGGCCUCACAAGACAAACCAUCCUAUGAUGUACAUAAAGAAAACAAGGAGUUCCCUCUCGCUAAUGACAAAACACAUAUUGUGCCAGCCUCUAGGCCAAGCUCAACACCUGAGCAAGAACAUAAGCCUAAGACUAGUCCUUCCUUUUGGAAGUCUAAGAAAAAGGACAAGGAUAAGAGUGCAACCCCUAGUCCUCAGCCUUACAGAUCUAAAACCCCUCCACCACCGUACAAUGCAGUGGAUCCCAAAAAUAAAACUCGCCAUCUUGGUGGAAGACAGUACUCUGGGGUACGGUCAGACCCUCCUAUUGAUCAUUUAGAAAUGGAAACAGUUUUAUGAAGAAAUAAGAAUGUUAAUUAUUGGUGUCCACCUCUUUAAGAACCCCACAAAAAGGGGAACAGUCAUGUUGAUGCAACUUCAGUGCAGCCGAUAUGCCAAACAUAUAUUUUCUAGGCUGCAGUACAACUAAAAAUUCUAGGCUGGAGCCUCCAUAUGUGUUUUAAGGUACAGAAAAACCCAGGAUGAAGACUAAAUGAGACCAAAUCCCUCAAAAUGGAUGUAUGGGUUGGUGAAAGAGAAGAAUUUGGAUGAAAAAUACAAAUGAACUUACAAAAAGUAAUUAUCAUGAUAAUCUGGACGUGAUGAUAAUAUAAUAAAAAAAAAAAACAUUAUCAAUUUAUCACACAAAAGAUAUAGUGAAAUGAAGACUUUGCUUGUGUCAAUUGUUAUUGGUGGCAGGGCUACGGGGCUUGCAAGAUAUAUUAUUCACUGACAAAGAACAAGGGUGGGAAUCUUCGUGCAAGGACAAAAAGAACCAGAGUCCUUAAUGUUUUCUCCUAUACACAAACUUACUUAUUUGUAGGAAUGUGGAUGAUGACAAGCUUCCUUAUAACUUUUACCAUACCUGAUGCAAUUAAACUAAAGGUGAACAAGAAGGGUUUAACAAGUUAUGCUAUCCAUGUAUGGUUACACAACCCUCUUAUGGUUACACAACCUGUGUGGUGCUUUUCACCAGUUUCUGUAAAAAAAAAAUGAUUGAGGAUUUGCACUCCACUGGCUGUAUAGGAUUCUGGUCCACGUCUGAUCAUUCCCCAAUACUCUGCACUUGGAGUUAUAUAUUGUAACAGUACAAAAUGCUGGUGCACAGGCUUGAAUUAUUUUCAGUGUGUCAAGGUACAGCGAGAAUGUUAAGCACUGAUGUUAUAGGUUGGCAACAAGUCUGCUUCUUUCUCUAGAGGUUAUUCAGACAUUCAAAGGAAAAAGAAAAAAAAUCCGGUGCUGGGAGUUUGCAAAGGAUAAUGGAUAUGAACUUUUGAAGGAGUACAUGUAAGAGUAGGAUUCCCACAGAGGCUCAUAGUUAUUAUGAAAUGCCCUUAAAUGUAUCCUGAAAAUACAUACCAGGGAAACCUAUUAAAUGGCAGUUGUCAUCUUCAUUACAUUGUUGAAAGAAUGACAUAUUGUAAAAUAUUGUCCCUGGCAAAGGCAGUUAUGUUUACUAAAGGAUUUAGUUACACCGUGUGGAAAUACAAUUUCAAAGCCUUCACAUAUAUACUUGCUGCAUAGUGGAUUUAUCAGUUAAAUUUUCGGAAAAACUAACAAGUUUCUGAUGAUAAUUAUAGUUAUUUAGAUAAAACUUGGCUAGUGUCAUGUCAGAUCAUUACUACCUUCUACUAUAUCAGGGGCCUCUAAAACAGUAUACAAAAUUUAAGUUAGGCCCCUGUAGAAUUCGAAACUCACCUAAUAUAUCGUCUGCUAUUAAGUAACUACCCUGCCCCUACCCACCCCUUAAAUGGUGGGGAUAACUGUGGGGUUGGAUGUAAUCACUCACCUGGGCAUCUGGAGUAAGUCAUAGGCCAUGCUGGACUUGCAUUACAUAACUUGGACAGGGACAUGCAUUACUCGCCACCUUGGUGUGAAGUUGCCUCUUUAAAGAAUAUAGUAUACAAGAAUAGUUCAGAUUCUUUUUUGUGACACAAAUAAUCACAGGAGUCACAUAAUGUUGGGCAACAUUUUUUCAAGGACUCCCUGCAAACAAAAAAAUAAUUUUUUGAAUAUAGUGUGUGUUUAAAAAGCUUCCAUCCUCAGUUUUAUUAUUUUAGAUGUGGGUAGUAAGAAGUAACGAGUAAUAUGUACAUGUAGUACUAUUAAAAGGAACUACUUGAAUUGUGAUGCCAGUAAAAGAUAUUUCAUACAUUUAUGUACCCAAAGCAUAUCUUGUUGUGCCAUGCUUGCUUCAUUAACAUACUCAUAUGUAAGGUAGAUCGCUCAUACAUCAUCAUUUAAUUCAUCUAUAAUAUAUGCAACUGCAAAUUGUCAGCUAAAAUAUUGCUAUAAUUGUAACUGUUAAGAAAUGCUUGUCUUUAUAUUCCAAGGGCACAAUUUCUAAAGUAUGUAAAGCGCAACAAACAUUUAGUAAGUAAAAUCUGAAACUUGCCAUCAGAAAUUUUGUUUUAGACAGCUCAGCAACCAGCUUGGAAGAAAUUUCAAGAAAAGACACAAGUUGUAACAGAAUGGUUCUUGCAUGUGCCAAAGGCAUCCAUUUCUUAAGUUCGCCAAAUUGGUUACUUCAUUUUACUCGCUGUUGGUGUUUCUUUCAUACCUGAGUGAAAUAUGACUUUUCAUCUAACAUUGCCAGUCAAAUAAAAUGUUCUUCCUAGAAAUGAAGCAAGUUAUUUGUUCAAAUGUGCACUGUGUAUAAACCAACAUGUCAUACCUACCAAGUUUACUGAUGGAAUUAUUAAGUCACAUAUUCCUGCAAA